Molecule: messenger RNA, 1892 nt
Organism: Octopus bimaculoides (California two-spot octopus)
Lineage: Eukaryota; Metazoa; Mollusca; Cephalopoda; Octopoda; Octopodidae
Product: neo-calmodulin
Molecular function (GO): calcium ion binding
Source: RefSeq, a predicted model, not a curated record
UGAAUCGCUAUUAAUUCGCUCUCAGCAGACGUUCAUCUUUUGAUCAGAGAAGAUUUGUUCGUGUAUAUAUUUUUUGGUGUUUGCCACACACGGAACAACUACAACAGCAUCAAUAGGAAGGAAGGUUUAUUACAUUGUGAAAAAACAACAGAAACCAAACUAAGCAAUUUGCAUAUAAAAGCUUUGCGAUAAAGGAAACUUCAAGAUUAUUUUUUCUUAAAUUAACGAAACAAUUAAUUCUUCACGUCUUCAUUAAACAAGUGGAAAAACAAAAACAAAACAACAACCACGAAAACAAAAAAAUUGAUAAAUAAUUAAACGUCACUAUAUAGCAAUAAUUAAUUAACUAUAUUUAUAAGUGUUGUUAAUUAAUUAAUUAAUCUUUUAAGAUUAUAUAAUUGUUAAAUUGAGUAAAUUUAUUUUUUAAGAAACCAAGCAAAUAACCAACAGAACUCACGCAAUCGUUUCUGAUUGAUACGUAUAUCGAUAUAUAGUGAGAUAUCGAUAAAUUACUGAUAAAAUUCAUUGAUAAAUUAUUGAUAUAUUUAUGUAUUGCAAAGAGUUGAUGACUUCAGGACCAAACGCAAAAAUGUUGACGAAAUCUCAAGUUAGACACCCAGAAAAAGAAUUGAAAGAGCUUCGCGAAGCCUUUCGAUUCUUGGACAUUAAUGGGGAUGGAACAGUAUCUGUCCAUGAACUUCGCACAAUUAUGCACAGUCUUGGGCAUUUUCCAUCAACUGAGGAAUUGAGACAAGUACUCCGAGACCACAAUUUCACAGGUGAUGGCUUUUUGACAUUUGAUGAAUUUGUUGGCACAAUGGCUAGUUAUGUUGGAUUUUCAACAUCAGAACAUGAGAAGGAACUCCGGGAAACAUUUAAGUAUUUUGACAGAUCAGGGCGAGGUUUCAUUUCUUCAGACGACCUUCGAACUGUUCUUGAAUGUCUUGGAGAAGAUAUAACUGAAGAAGAACUCGAAGAGAUGAUAGCAGAGGUGGACAUUAAUGGCGAUGGAAGGAUUGAUUUCGAAGAAUUUAUCGCUUGCCUAAAAGAACAUGAUGACCGGCGGUGGUCAGUCAGUGUUGACUUAUCUCCAGACAAUCGGACACUGAAAUAAAAAUCUAAUGAUAAUUCUAAUAACUUAAAUUAGUCGUAUGAGAAAUCAUAUGGUCUUUUCUAUUUUUUUCCUUAAUAGAGCCUUUAUCCUCUCAGUAACGGUAGCGUCACAAACGCUUGCUCUAUUGGCGGGAAAAACAACAACAGCAAACAACACAACAGACACAGAGACAGCAUUUUUCCUGGGGCUGUGUGAAUAAUAAAUUACAUGUAAAUGCUUAUUGAAGAGUUCUUCGAUAUUCGGUAACGGACAGAUUCUAAACUAGCGCGGCAUUUAGGCUGAGAUGAGGGGCAGGAUCAAACAAAGUAAAAAAGCAGAAAUGAUUAAAGAAAAGGAAGAAGAGACUAAAACAUUACGAGGAGAGAAUAAAAUAGAAAGAAAGAAAAAAAGGAAGGAAGAAAUGAAGAAAGAAAGAAAGAAAAACGAAAGACUUAUGUAUAGUUAUGUAUUUUCAAAAAAAAUGGCCAAAAUAGAAACAAGUUUCUCCACAGCCUCACAUACCCCAUCACCACCACCACAAAUUGUUGAUGUUACGAACGAAGAACACAAGAAGCAAUACAAAUAACAUUAUUUGAUGUUGAACUAAUCACAGACUUGGAAAAUGGCAGUUCCUGACUGUUUAUCAUUGUGACACAUUUUGGGAAAAACAAUAAUUCUUUGAGACUUUUUGUUUUUUGAAUAUAUUUCUAAUGAGGUGCAUUUAACAUUUGAUUAUUUUCUCGGGGAAAUAUUCCUCGUUUUUUUUUCUUUUGCAAUAAAUAUUGUGUUGUGGCCUUAA